This is a messenger RNA of Homalodisca vitripennis (glassy-winged sharpshooter), 661 nucleotides long. RefSeq lists its product as uncharacterized. The record is from RefSeq and is a predicted model, not a curated record. The transcript has 3 exons. Bases 216 to 563 code for a protein of 115 amino acids. Lineage: Eukaryota; Metazoa; Arthropoda; Insecta; Hemiptera; Cicadellidae.
CGAGCCUCUCUCAUGAAGAGGGUUCUGCCAACACAGUCUGCAUGCUGGUCCUUGACUCGGACCGUAAAGGGUAACCGGUUUUCCCGGAAUGCUCGGAAACCCAGUUGUAGCUGCUCUCCAGAUUUGGUAACAGGUACAAGGUUUCCAGCAAACUCCACAUAUUGUGUUUUACCCUCUAGCACCUCAACAUCUCUACUCUUGGCUACUUCUGUAAAAUGUUCUUGGUGCUCCAAAGUCUUGUCUUCUUUGUCAUCAGUCAUGCAGAAUAUUCUCAGUCGCGCCUCCAGGGGGUCAACCCUCUUGGCAAACACUACAAAUUUGGCCAUGAAAGGAACAUGUAUUGCUUCCCGAUAGAGCUCGGUAGCCAUCUUAGUGGCGUCUCCCACAUUGCGGCAGUCCAUGAGCCAGAACCUCGCCGACACGGUGGUGGUGAAAGAAACGCAGUCGUUAACGAAGGUAAAAGGUGUAGAACCUGUGACAUCCUCCCACUGCGCCCUCGUCGUACCCCCUGCACAGCCCAGCAUUCCAGUCAGCUACCACCUGCUCACUUAGCAUGCUUAUAGACAAAGAACUUAGUGAUCACUCUCUACUUUCUUAUGCUAACUCUCUUCAUAAAAUUAAAUGAUAAGAAAUCAGAUGAAAAACAGAAAAACUAAGUUAA